Messenger RNA from Sinocyclocheilus rhinocerous, 8821 nucleotides. RefSeq lists its product as uncharacterized. Gene Ontology annotation, molecular function: protein binding. The record is from RefSeq and is a predicted model, not a curated record. The coding region runs from base 435 to 8036 and encodes 2533 amino acids. The transcript is spliced from 35 exons. NCBI's taxonomy places the organism in Eukaryota, Metazoa, Chordata, Actinopteri, Cypriniformes, Cyprinidae.
UAUUCUUCGCACGUCACACUCUGGGUUCACAACGAUCUUUUCGGGAAUAGGUAACGUUAGGAGGAAAAGAUAAAAGAUAAAUUCAGACCAUCGGGACCUACUGUCAUAUUUCACUUUAUUAAAUGAAGAUCAGUCACCAGACGACAGAAAAUAUAUAGAACUGUGAUAUUUAGCGCUUCUGAACAAAAUGACCACGGAUAAGCGAAAGUGAAAGUAACUUAUAGGCCUAAUGUUAACUAAAAGCUCGUAUCAGUAUUUCAGUCAAGCGUAUUCAAAGGUUAUCAUAUUAGUAUUUUGUCAGUUGGAACAAGACUUUUAGCAGUUUAUUGACCGUUUGUUUUUACAUUUUGAUACAUUUGUCCAGUGGUUGGCUCGACGUCAAGGCCAUGGAGCCUAAUAAGAGUGUACGCUUGAGAUAACUGCUAAAUGAGGCUAUGGACACACAUGAAGAGGAAGAUGAUGUGGGGACGAUGGAGUGUGAACGAUUAAGACCAGAUAAAGCAACAUCUCCAUCACCUUCAAUCACAUCUCUACAAAGUGACCAGUCACUGGAUCGACCGAUACGGUUUAAAGAUGGAUCUCAGAGUUUUCUGGUGAUAGAAAGGUUGAGACAAGGUCAGUCAACAUCUCCAGCACCUUCAAUUACAUCUCUACAAAGUGACCAGUCACUGGAUCGACCGAUAUUGUUCAAAGAUGGAGCAGAGCGUAAAAAGGGGAAUAAAAGGUUGAGACCAUAUAAAGGAACGUCUCCAGCGCCCUCCUAUACAUCUCUACAAAGUGACCAGUCACUGGAUCGACCGAUACUGUUCAAAGAUGGAACUCCGAGCAAUGAAAGGUUGAGACAAAGUCAAACAGCAUCUCCAGCACCUUCAUGCACGUCUCUACAAAGUGACCAGUCACUAGAUCGUCCGAUACUGUUCAAAGAUGGAGCAGAGAGUUUCCUUAGCAAUAAAAGAAUGAGACCAGAUAAAAUAACAUCUCCAGCACCUUCUUCUACAUCUCUGCAAAGUGACCAGUCACUAGAUCGACCGAUACUGUUUAACGAUGGAGCUCUGGGGAAUGAAAGGCUAAGACCAGAUGAAGCAAGAUCUCCAGCACCAUCUUCUACAUCUCUAAAAAGUGACCAGUCACUAGAUAGGCCAAUACUAUUUAAAGAUGGUACACAGAGUAUAAGGAGGAGUAAAAGGCUGAGACCAAAUAAAGCAACAUCUCCUGCACCGUCCAGCACAUCUCUGAGAAGUGACCAGUCACUGGAUCGACCGAUACUGUUAAAAGAUGAAGCACCAAGUAUAAGGCUGAAAUCAAAAGGCACAACAUCUCCAGCCCCUUCAUGCACAUCUCUGAAAAGUGACCAGUCACUGGAUCGACCGAUAUUCUUCAAAGCAAGAAUGAGACCAGAUAAAAUAACAUCUCCAGCACCUUCUUCUACAUCUCUGCAAAGUGACCAGUCACUGGAUCGACCGAUACUGUUUAACGAUGGAGCUCUGGGGAAUGAAAGGCAAAGACCAGAUGAAGCAACAUCUCCAGCAUCUUCUAUAUCUCUAAAAAGUGACCAGUCACUAGAUCGGCCAAUACUAUUUAAAGAUGGUACACAGAGUAUAAGGAGGAGUAAAAGGCUGAGACCAAACAAAGCAACAUCUCUGACACCGUCCAGCACAUCUCUGAGAAGUGACCAGUCACUGGAUCGACCGAUACUGUUCAGAGAUAGAGCACAGAGUAUAAGGCUGAGAUCAAAUGGCGCAACAUCUCCAGCACCUUCAUGCUCAUCUUUGAAAAGUGACCAGUCACUGGAUCAACCGAUAUUCUUCAAAGAUGAAACACCAAGCUUCCUGACUAAAGAAAGUAUUCACAAGAAGAGCGCAGAGGAACCAUUUGAUAGACACAUUUCAUUCCGAAAGGAUACCCUAUCUCCAGAUAUCAGCACACUUUCAGCCACUCUGCUGACAGAGGAUCACUACAAGUGUCCAGUGUGCACGGAGGUCUUCAAGGAUCCAGUUUCCAUGCCCUGUGGACACAGUUACUGCAAACACUGCAUUGAGAUCUACUGGAGCAAACCAACUCAAGCUGGAGCUUACGCUUGUCCUCAGUGCAGAAAGAGGUUCAGAGAUCGUCCUGUGUUGAAUGUAAAUGUGGCUUUGUCUAAACUGAUUGAGGAACUCCAGAAGGCAGGGUUUAGUCCUGCUCUUCCUGCUCACUGCUACGCUGGACCUGAAGAUGUGCCCUGUGAUAUCUGCACUGAGAUGAAGCUCAAAGCUGUUAAAUCCUGUUUGACCUGCACUGCAUCUUACUGUGAGACACACGUCAGACAACAUUACACAGUACCAGCACUGCUGAGACACCACCUGGUGGAGGCUAUUAAUGUACCACACAAAGAAGAGAGUAAAUCACAAGAUGAAAUCAGAGAAUUGACUGCAAGAGUGAUUGAACUGGAAGCGACCUCAAAACGUUUGCGUAAAAGAUUUGAAAUUCACUGUAACGAUUUUCUCUCAGAUGUGAUUGAAAUGGCUGCUCUAAGUCGCCCUUUGAGUCUUGGAAUGUUGUAUGACAGUCAAAGAAAUUCAUUUUGCCAAGAUAUCUUUAUGUGGGAUGAAGAUACAUUAGCCCGUAUGAAAGUAUCUUUGCCUCGACCACAAACAUAUGUGAAAGUGCUGGAAAAUGACUCCCCUCAGGAAAGAUUCAGAGUCCUUGAAAUGUCCCCAGUAUUACAAAGUGGCACCCAGACUGGACAAAUAAAAAUGACUGGGGCUGCAGCUUUUCUAAUCCACCCAGAACAACAUCAGGAAAGAGCUACACUACACUACAGAACCACCACCAGACUGGACAUGAUCAGCCAAAGACUGUUACAGGAAGUAGCGCCCUCUGCAUUAGUUGGUCAAACCACAGCAACACAUGUGGUCAGCGCUGUGUACUUUGGAGCUCAAGCGUUUAUGGUUUUUGAAAGUGACAGCUCAAACCAUGAGAAAAAUGCAGAAAUUGUUGAUGUUUUAAAAAUAAUGACUUCUACCUUUUGUCCAAACCAUAUAAUUUCAAGCUUGAAUGCUUCUGAAAAAGCUAAAAGCUCAUUACUUGCUUGUAGUCUCUACAUUGAUGUGGGUGAUUGGAAGAGUCCAGUGUCUUUUGAUAAGGCAGUGGAGAUCUAUGGUUCUCUGCCAACACUGCUUGGAUCUAAAGAUGAGAGAGCAGUUCCUCUGAAGGUCUGGCUUUACCCUCUGAAGAAACUGAAUAAGAGCUCUGUGCAUGCUGCGCUGAGUGGAGUCAGUGAAAAUGUGAUGCAAAGAGCUGAGAGCAUUCUAGAACAUCUGAGAAAACAGAUCAGGAUCUGUCAAGACAUUAUAAAAGACUACAUCAAUGUAAAUGUGAUUAUGCAGUUUCUGACUUUGGAAGAUAAACUUGUAGAGUUUUUAGAGCUUAUGCAGGAAUACCAGACAACAUUUCAGAAAGAAAUUGCAGACAUUGUUCACAUUAAAGAAGGGAAAAGAGAGAGAAGUUUACAGGAUCUCCUAAAGAGGCACAGCCAAUCUCCAUUUAGUGCAGAGAAAACAAACCAGUGGCUGGAGAAUAAAGAAACUGAACUGAAGAUUCUGAAUGACUUCAGAGCUGCAGACAUCACUGUUGUGAAAUCACAGGCAGAGUUACAACAGAUCAUAAGUCAUUCUCAGAAAACCAGAGUGAUGUGUCUCACUCUUUACUCACCAGAUGUAGAAGAUUCCUUCAUCACUGCUCUGAGGCAGUACAUUGAAUCUGAUGGCAGUAUACAAAAUGAUUCACUCCUGUUUAAGCCUGUAAGCAUCGAUGAUAAGAAGAUUAUUAAAGCACAACUGUUUAUUGCUGCAAAUGAAGAUGCAGAGCAAACCAAGUUCAUUGCUGCGUUGGUACCUAGUGAUGAUUUUCCAGAAUACUCUGUGCAGUUUUAUCGUGAUGGAAGGAUUGUGAGCAGGAACGUGAAUCUUGGAACAAAAUCAGAUCUUGUCCAAAUAUCUCACAUAAAACACAUCAGUGUGUCCCUGAAACUGAAUCAAUCAGACACCAAGAGGAUUGAGAGAUAUAUAGUGGAGUACAGGGCUUUGGGUGAUGAUGGAAGCAACAACGAGCCUUGGAAACAGAUCAUUUUUGAUGGCCCAAGUAUCAGAGAAACCUGUAUGAUAUCAGAUCUAAAGUCUGGCCAUAAAUUUCAGCUGAGGUAUAUAUUUGUUGAGCAGGACUGUAUGAAUUUGAGUAGGAUUAUGAACUUUCAGACAGUGGUUACAGCAACACCUGGGAAACUCUUAGUGAAUAAGCUAGACCGAGACACUCUCAGAGUCACCUGGUUGAGGGCUGAAACUGAUCAAGAUUUUCCAGUGCUGUGGUAUAAUGUUGAGUAUAAAGAAGCAGGACUGGAGGGCUGGUCAUCAGUACAAACAGAAGGACUUGAGUGUGAAUGUACUUUAACGGUACUUCACAGCACCUGCUAUAGAGUCAGAGUCUCUGCUGUCUAUGAGGACAUCACCAGCAAACCCAGUGAGGAAACACCAGUACCAGUGGAUGUUUGGAACAUUAACCUCUCAAAGAGAAAGAGCUCCAUCCUCCUAGAAGUGCUGAAACUCCAAACAGAGAAGAAACCAGUAGAGCUGAUAGACUGGACAGAUGAAGAGAGUGAAGUGAAGGGAUUCCUCCAGUGUCUGCCCUACAUCUCACAGCUGAGGUUUGAUCGUUUUGUUUACUAUAAGAAGCAAAGCUCUUUCCAGUUCCUGGUGAAUCUGACUGUUGCAGCAUCAAAGUUUGAAACUACUGGACAAAAUUACACUGAACUGUUCACAUCUGUGUGCAGCUACACAUCUUUCCCCUUCAGUGAAAACGUCCCUAACCAUCAGUGUGAUUUCUUGCUGGAUCUGUGGUCACAUGUGAAGGACUAUGAGAGUCAAACAGGCAGGAGUGUCCUUCCAACAUUACAGCCAAUUUAUCAGUCAGCUCCUGCAGUCUGGAGAAUAAAGCUCUCAGAGAGAAAGAGCUCCAUCCUCCUAGAAGUGCUGAAACUCCAAACAGAGAAGAAACCAGUAGAGCUGAUAGACUGGACAGAUGAAGAGAGUGAAGUGAAGGGAUUCCUCCAGUGUCUGCCCUACAUCUCACAGCUGAGAUUUGCUGUACCACACAAUAAAACAGCUGUAUCGUGGGACAAAAGAAAGAGAUUUUUCAUACUGGAUUUGUGUCUGCAAGCUGCGCUCCAUCAGAAAGAGACAAUAGAAGAAACUGUGAAGAAACUGCUGUCAUCUGUGGAUUAUAAGAAAUGUGAUUUCCUGCUGGAUCUGUGUUCACAUGUGAAGGACUAUGAGACUCAAACAGGCAGGAGUGUCCUUCCAGCAUUACAGCCAAUUUAUCAGUCAGCUCCUGCAGUCUGGAUCAUAAAGCUCUCAGAGAGAAAGAGCUCCAUCCUCCUAGAAGUGCUGAAACUCCAAACAGAGAAGAAACCAGUAGAUCUGAUAGACUGCACAGAUGAAGAGAGUGAAGUGAAGGGAUUCCUCCAGUGUCUGCCCUACAUCUCUGCCCUACAACUGAGAUUUGCUGUACCACACAAUAAAACAGCUGGAUCAUGGGACAAAAGAAAGAGAUUAUUCAUACUGGAUUUGUGUCUGCAAGCUGCGCUCCAUCAGAAAGAGACAAUAGAAGAAACUGUGAAGAAACUGCUAUCAUCUGUGGAUUAUAAGAAAUGUGAUUUCCUGCUGGAUCUGUGGUCACAUGUGAAGGACUAUGAGACUCAAACAGGCAGGAGUGUCCUUCCAGCAUUACAGCCAAUUUAUCAGUCAGCUCCUGCAGUCUGGAGAAUAAAGCUCUCAGAGAGAAAGAGCUCCGUCCUCCUAGACGUGCUGAAACUCCAAACAGAGAAGAAACCAGUAGAGCUGAGAGACUGGACAGAUGAAGAGAGUGAAGUGAAGGGAUUCCUCCAGUGUCUGCCCUACAUCUCUCAAUUAAGAUUUGCUGUACUACACCAUAAAACAGCUGGAUCAUGGGACAAAAGAAAGAAAUUAUUGAUACUGGAUUUGUGUCUGCAAGCUGCGCUCCAUCAGAAAGAGACAAUAGAAGAAACUGUGAAGAAACUGCUAUCAUCUGUGGAUUAUGAGAAAUGUAAUUUCCUGCUGGAUCUGUGUUCACAUGUGAAGGACUAUGAGACUCAAACAGGCAGGAGUGUCCUUCCAGCAUUACAGCCAAUUUAUCAGUCAGCUCCUGCAGUCUGGAGAAUAAAGCUCUCAGAGAGAAAGAGCUCCAUCCUCCUAGAAGUGCUGAAACUCCAAACAGAGAAGAAACCAGUAGAGCUGAGAGACUGCACAGAUGAAGAGAGUGAAGUGAAGGGAUUCCUCCAGUGUCUGCCCUACAUCUCACAGCUAAGACUUGAUUUCUUUGUUUUCUAUGAGAAGAAAAGGUCUGUCCAGUUUCUGGUGAAUCUGAUUAUUUCAGCAUCAGAGUUUGAUAAAACGACUAGUGAAAAUUACACUGAGCUGUUCACAUCUGUGUGCAGCUACACAUCUUUCCCCUUCAGUGAAAACUACACUAACCCUCACGUUGAUCAAUGUGAUUUCCUGCUGGAUCUGUGUUCACAUGUGAAGGACUAUGAGAGUCAAACAGACAGGAGUGUCCUUCCAGCAUUACAGCCAAUUUAUCAGUCAGCUCCUGCAGUCUGGAGCAUAAAGCUCUCAGAGAGAAAGAGCUCCAUCCUCCUAGAAGUGCUGAAACUCCAAACAGAGAAGAAACCAGUAGAGCUGAGAGACUGCACAGAUGAAGAGAGUGAAGUGAAGGGAUUUCUCCCGUGUCUGCCCUACAUCUCACAGCUGAGGCUCUCUAAAGAUGCUCUUCAGCAGCUGGUUUCAGUGGUGUAUGAAGCACAGGAUGAUGAACUGACACGCUGCUUUCUGAAGGUGUCUGAGGAUCUGACUUCCUGCUCACUGACCUGGGAAGUCAUUCAUUACCUGCUGCAACAUCAAGCUCUAAAUUUCAAGUUGGACUUUAGAAAGAGCAAAACCUCUUGUGAAAACAUCAGAGAACUUCUGCCGGUGUUAGACAGAAUCCAGCUGAAACGGUUGAGCCCCAGCUUUACUCUGUCCAUCAUUAUGGAGAUUUACGAAACUCGCUUUCCUCAGUAUGUGUCCAGUCUGAUGAGUUCAAUAGGAAAUGACAUCAACCUGAAUGCCAGAGUGUUGGACUCUGUUCGCUGUGCUGCCCUGCGCUUCACUCUAGAGCACUGCAACACUGUCAAACUCAAUCUGCUCUGGACCUCCAUACCAGAGGAGGAGCUAGAGAGCUUUCUGCCUUUACUCAGCAGAGUCAAGCAACUCAGUGUUGACAGGCUGCUGUUGCUGAAGCUGCUUCAUUGCUGCAGUUCCUCUGAUCUCCAGCAGGAGGCAGCACAUGUUCUUCUCUCUGCUCUUCACAACACACUGGACUUCUCCUGCUGCUCUGCUCUGGAUUUAACAGACACACAGGAAAACCAAGAGCAUUUGAAACUAACUGAAAAAGACUGUAGAAUAAUCUCAUCUGUGCUUCAGAAAACUCAAAGCAUUGUGAAGUUGAUCUUACAGGACUGUGAGCUCUCCGAUACGGCCCUGAAACAACUUUGGCCAAUCCUGCCUCAAGUCCAGCUGAGCUGCAGUAAAGCUCUGCUGCUGCAGUUUCUGGCUUGUAUUAGUAAAGAUGGAUCUCAGAGAGGCUCUUUGAGGAGCGCUGAGGCUCUUUCACAGGCUUUGGGAGGAGAGAUGGACCUCAGUCACACUCAGUUGGACCCGAGAGUUUGUGAACAGCUGGCGCUGUUUCUGGAAUAUUCUGAAGGACUGACAGAACUGGAUCUCAGUCACUGCAAACUCACUGAUCUCUGCAUGAAGCCGCUGCUGCCACAUCUGCACAAAACCCAGACUCUGGACCUGAGUCACAAUACUAUCACAGAUGAAUCAGCAAAGAGAAUCCACAGUGUCGUCUGCACUCACAGCAAUAUUCAGACUGUACGACUUUUUAGAAACAAAAUCAGUGACAGAAAGCAGUUCAUCGGAGACAAGAGAUUUGAAAUAUGGUGAAGACCCUGGACUGGUUUAUUUGUCAAGGAUGGUUUGUAAAGAGCUGGAAACAUGAUAAAACAGUUUUAGAAUCACUUAGAACUAAACAAAAGAACUGAAUGCUAUUAGAUUUAGUAGAUUACUGUUAUGGUUUUGCAUUUAAUUUCUUUGUCAUUAAUGCAGUUUUAUUGUUCUUGAAUCAUCCAGUAUGGAUUUAAAUGAGAUGUUCAUUUACAUAGCUCUAAUAACAAAUUAUAUAUCUGAAGAAAUACUGUCUAUAUGACAUUAAAUAAAGAUAUGAUGUGCUGGAGAAAGCCAUAUGAGGAUCUGUGUGAAUAGGAAUGACAUUCACUAGCAGUGCAUCUCUAAUGUAAUCACACAUGGUGGCACCCUCCCUUUAUUUUUUACUUUUAUUGAUUUUAACGUCAUAAACCAGUGUGUACAGAGGCAGGAGAAUGAGAGUAACAUGCUGGGAAUUUAAGAAGGGCGCACAUGCACAAAUGUACAUUUACCUGUAUUCAUUACUAUGUAUAUAAAUGUAAGUAAAUCAAUUAUUAGUAUUUUAUCUGUACAAGACUGCAUUCCCAUUACUCAUGUAUUAUUUUCAUACAUAAUAACAUAUGUAAAGAAACUUUCUUCUUUGUUACCUUUAUCUUCUUAAUGUAGUUUCAUACAUGAAUUUGUAUCAUUAUUACAUGACACCCAUGACUGCUUUUAAUACAAAUCUAUGAAAUAAUGUCUCUGUGAGGCAGGGUUCCUCAAUAGGCGGCCCGCGGGCAACAUCCGGCCCCUGAGAGAAAAAAGUU